Vespa velutina is the source of this 2309-nucleotide messenger RNA. RefSeq names its product MTRF1L release factor glutamine methyltransferase (gene HemK1). Gene Ontology annotation, cellular component: mitochondrion. Gene Ontology annotation, biological process: protein methylation. Gene Ontology annotation, molecular function: protein methyltransferase activity; nucleic acid binding. The transcript has 5 exons. Lineage: Eukaryota; Metazoa; Arthropoda; Insecta; Hymenoptera; Vespidae. Bases 281 to 1333 code for a protein of 350 amino acids. The record is from RefSeq and is a predicted model, not a curated record.
GGGUCAUUCUAUGUUUAAAUGUAAACAUAAAAUGUUCUUUGAUCGUUUACGUUAAUAUCAAAAUAUUCACGAAGAGAAAGAUAUUUGUUUUUAUAUUAACUUUAUGUAUACUAUAUUAGAAGCUAUUGUGUUGAUUGAGAAAUACAUAGAAUGAGUCAGUCAAUCGUAAAUUUUGUCCGCUAGAUAGCGGUAUUUUCGAAGGAAUGCCUCUCUCUUCGACGAUAAUAUGUUUCAUAGUCAUUCAAUAACAACACGUCAUUCAGUAUACUUUGUAUGAGAUAUGAUGUCGUAUCGGCGAAUUUUAAAUAUGUGUGUUUUUGCAAUCAACAAAAGUACGACAACGAGCAUUGUGCGUAUCGGAAAUAAUAUUGCCAUGACAAAAAAAGGAAAUGUUGCUUUGUAUCGUACUUUUACGAACGAUUCUUCUAUGAAUUGUCCGACCGUUGGUGAGAUCGUUGAAAAAUGGAGUCACCGGUUUGAGAACGAGGCUGUACCAGAACCCGUUGAAUCCAUCGAACACAUCGUCGCACAUGUCGUAGGUUUAAAAAAGCUCUUAGACGUGACGAAUUUUCGUGAUAAACGACUUACGAAAGAUCAAUUGAACGAAUUAGAAUCACUUUGCCAAUGCAGAUUGUCCAGGAUGCCAGUUCAAUACAUUAUCGGUGAAUGGGAUUUUCGAGAUAUUACCUUGAAAUUAGUUCCACCAAUUUUUAUUCCACGUCCAGAAACAGAGAUAAUAGUUGAUAUUAUUUUAAAAAGACUGAGUUAUUUGCACGAUGACAAUCAUGAAGUCUUGGAAAUCGGUUGUGGUUCUGGCGCGAUAUCGCUAGCUUUGGCACAUUCCUCCAACAAGGUAAAAUGUAUAGCAGUCGAUACUAAUCCACAUGCUUGCGAUUUAACGAAAGAAAAUUGUAGUAAGCUUGGAUUGCAAGAAAGAGUAACUGUCAUACAAGCGACAUUGGAAGAAGAUGGUACAUUAAAAUCUUCUGAAAGUAUAAAUUUUGAAACUAAAAGUUUCGAUUUUAUAGUUAGCAAUCCGCCAUACGUACCAACAAAGGAUAUAUUAAAAUUGGAGCCAGAAAUUAAAAUUUAUGAAGAUUUAAGAGCUUUAGACGGUGGAGAAGAUGGAUUGAAAAUCAUCAGACCUCUUAUACAAUACAGCGCCAAGGCAUUGAAACCAGGAGGUCAUCUCAUUGUCGAAGUGGAUCCAGCACAUCCCGAGUAUAUAAGUUUUUUCGUAAAAAAAUACGACACUUUAAAACUGCGUUACGAACAUACCUACAAAGACUUCUGCAAUAACGAUCGAUUCGUCGAAGUAUCUAAAAUGGCGUAAAGUAUUUGUUUAAACAAGUAUGAUACUUUAUAAUAAUAUAUUGACUCGUAAUUUUCGAUCAAAAAAAAAAAAAAAAAAAAAAAAAAAGAUAGAAGUAUAAAAACGUAUUAUAGAAUAUAUUCUUAAAUAUGAUUCUUAAUAAUGUCGAAAGUUGUUAGGUAUCGCGUUAAAAUAAAAUCGAUCAAGUUUUAUUUACUCUCAUUAAUCAAAUUUGUGUAUAUUUUAAUUGUCGAACGUAUUCCAUCACGACAGUGCUUUCGUCGCUGUCGGUCGUCAAUUGAUAAUUACUUACAAUAAUGUGCCUACAAGAUCGAGUCAUGGUAUUUACAAUGAUACAUGUUCAAGACUGAUCAAAACAAAAUCAGAUUUAUAUAAAUUAAUGAAAGCUAAUGAAUAAUCUUAUGUGUGUAUGUACGUUUUCCUUUCUUUUCUUUUCUUUUUUUUUUCAAUACUGACACAAAUACGUAUAUACGCUAUGAUUUGAAAUUAUUAUCAAUAUCGAUAAAUUUAGAAAUUAGCUAGUAAUCUCACGAAGUAAAAACGGUGUCCCGUAAAAUUCAACUGUUUCGUUAAUAAUUAAUUAUCGCGGAGAGAACUUUUCCAGUUCUUUCUUAAUACUGCUGAUUAAAGGUACAGCUGGAUCCUCUGGUGAGAGUUGAGAAUCAGCUAGGAUACGUCUGGUAUCCACUUCUGGUAGAUUAGGUUUGUGAAACGGACCGGCACUGAGUGGUCUGGAACCCCAAGUACCACGUGUAUGACUCGACUGGCCAGUUUCAGGAAUGUCUUCUGCCAGAUUUCUUCUUGACGAUACGGACGUGCGAGGUCGAAUAUUUAAUUCUGCUGGCGACGUUGACGUCGGACUAAAAAUAAUAAUAAAAUUUUAAGAAGUAAAAAAAAUAGUGUAAGAUAGAAAUGAAAUUAAAAAAUUUUUUUCUUACGCUUAAAUAUAUAAACAUGUAAUGUGUGUGUUAAAGUA